Molecule: messenger RNA, 4158 nt
Organism: Pomacea canaliculata
Lineage: Eukaryota; Metazoa; Mollusca; Gastropoda; Architaenioglossa; Ampullariidae
Exons: 17
Coding region: 1830-3917 (695 amino acids)
Molecular function (GO): protein binding
Source: RefSeq, a predicted model, not a curated record
UAGGUAGUGUCAUAGUAUGUUGGUUUUUCCCGUGGACGGCAUAGAGGUGGUGAAGGUAGCAGUGCAGAAGACAAGAACACCAAGCACAAGAUGUCAGAGGUUGCCAAUAACAUUAACGAUUAUAGAAAAUUCUUCUAUGGCGUUGGCCUUCCAGGAAUGUGCUCUUGAUGAGUCAAUCGUUAUGCACCAAAGGCUAAGGAGAUGCUGACACAUACUGAACUGCUUUAGUCGGUGAGCGAUGAACAGGAUAUUGAAACGUAUAAAAUGUGUCGGUAUUUCAUACAAGAUUGUGUAAUGGCAUCGUGAACAGGCUUUUCAAAGGCGUUAGAUGUGCACCUGUCUGUCUGAGGCUGGGGAAAGGGGAAAGAACCAAUGGAGGAUGUACGAGCGGAGCUGUAGAAUGCGUGACGGAUGACUGCUCUUCUGCAGUGUCGUCAUUCAAAGCCCACUACAGCCAGCGCCAACCGCCACCCGUUCUGCAUCAAAGAAUGGAGUGAGAUCAGAGACCUCCAAACACUCCAUGGAGUCCACUUGCGUGAUGAUGACAGCACACGUGACAGGGAAACUGCCAGCGAUGAUCGUUACGGAAGAAAAAUGAUAUGCACUGCACGAAGAUAAACAACAGGUUCCUCUUGCAGACUGGUUCCGGCUUGGAACUGUCAUCAUCGUGAGACCAUUUGUCGAAACACUGGCCACAAGCACGCCGGACCCACCCUGGCUGUGUAAGAGGGUACGUGACUGGAAUAACCAACACACAAGAGGCUGAUGCGCACGACAGGUGAAGUUUGUCAUCAGUCUGAGCAAUAACCAGAUCAUGUUUGUCUUUAGAGUGGUUUUGGUUGCCUUGAUAGUCACUUGCACACAGGCGGCAUGUCCGACGGUGGAACCUGUGCCAGGGACGAGUCCGACUGCUAGCUGCAUCACUGGACGAAGUGGUGCUGCGUCUGACAGACAGUGCACCGUUACCAUGACUCAAGGCUUUAAUAUCUCCGUUUCACCACGUCCCAUAAACAGAGAUCUUUACAAUGGCUACAGAUAUCUUACGGUACAGAGGUCAAUAUCACCUGCUCCCCCAAGACGACAGACCCGCUGGGCUCGCAGGACCUCAUUUUUCUAUAUCCGUGUUCUGGAAAUAAGGACUCCAGACUGUGGUCAGACCCCUCGCCCAACAUGACGACCCUGACUUUGAGCAGCUCUUUACCAGCGGGAAGGUAUUGGCUGGGCUGUUGGGCCGCGAGCUGCACGUGCGACGCGUCGCCUGAUCUUGCAACGUGUGAAGCAGCCAAAAUGUCGGAGGGGUGCAUGGAUGAUCGUCUUGAUAAUCCCACCCUCAUAACAGUGCUAGUGGGGAAUCCGUCUCCACAGCCCACAAACUUCUGGUGUAUGUCUUACGACUGGCUCAACCUGAGAUGUGGUUGGACAUUGGGCAGCAGGGAAGAUGGGACAGUCUGGUCAGUGUCCUACUGGCCUCUCACUCAAAAUAGUGGAUCACCCAUACCCAUUCCCUGCCGGUUAGGAGAAGAACUCACUCAGACCGUAAGUAAGGGUCAAGAAGUAAACGUGACGUGUACAGUGGAGCAGCAGUACUUCCUCAGGAUUCAGACUAUGUCUUCCAGGUUUCUGACAACAACGUCUUCGGUAGCGUCCGGGAAAACUUCACCACGAAGACAGACAGAAGCAUCGUCAAGCUGCUCCCUAUAAACGGACUGACAGUGGUCACAGUGCCAGGUAACUCCACUGUGCUUAGUGUCUCCUGGGAGCCGGCUGACAGAACUAAAGACACGGACUGUGAGUGGCGUAUUGGGAUACAGGCCAAGGUGGACGUUUGGAUGGCGAUGGAACGAUGGGUGGAGUAUGCUGAAAAACCUUGCCAGUCCAGCCAUAUGUUACUAGAUGGCCUCCACGCAUAUGUUACCUACACGGUUCAGAUACAGAUAAGACUACUGGGCAGCCAGUAUUGGAGUGAUGAAACAAAGGUGCAAGCUACGACCCCAGAGGACAAGCCCUCACAGUCUCCGGAACUGACCCCAGGAGGUUACGUCACGUGGGACUGCCGUCAGCAAAAAUGUCUCAGUUUGUAUUGGAAAUCCGUCCCAGCAGCAGCUCAGAACGGCGAGAUCAUAUACUAUCAAGUGGUGGUAAAAGAAAACGAGACGAUUGUGACCAACACAACUGAGAAAACAAGCGGCAACAGCAUGACGGUAUACAUCGGACAACGGGAUGACGUCACUCUGGUCGUUGAAUUGUCGGCCGGCACCUCCGUUGGCUUCUCAUCCCCACCCAGCAGAAUCGACAUACCACCCCGGCUCGAGACACCAGUUCCCAGUGGCCCAGAAGAGGUGAACGUUGAAAGGCAACAAAAUUCAGUGAACGCAGCAAACGCCACGUACACGGUGACCUGGUCCGCUCUCCCUGGCCAUGACCAAGAUGAUUAUGUCACUGUGUUCUGGUGCAAAAGUAAAGUCCAUCCAGAUGUCCCCAUCGAGUGUCUGGCUGGGAUGGAGUGGACACACCUGCCCCCAAACAUCACAGCCCACACGCUUGAUCUGGGGGAUGAGGUUGGUCGCCAGUGGUACUUUGGAGUCUCGCGCACGCGCAGAAAUGUCAGCCGCGGGGUCACGUGGAACCGCUGUGUGUACGACUACAUGGGAGUUCCCAGUAAGCCGACCCUACAAGCGAGCAUCAAGAGUGAGACAGAAAUGACGGUUAGCUGGGAUUUCAACAUGUGUGACAUCGCGUUUCUGAAAGGGUUGCCAGUGACGUAUGAGAUUUUCUACCGUAAGACCGACUCUGCAAAUCCCUCGUGCCUUGGAGAAAGCGCCCGCAAUGUCACGGCUGAAGUGGGCGUCAAGUCGGAAGUUCUUGACAACCUUAUCUACGGCGCCACCUACGGUGUGUGCAUGAGGAUUCUUACGGCCAGGAACGCCAGUGACGUCAGUGACGUGAAAUUGGCGACCGUGGAGACCCUGUCAGUUGAAAGUACAGACAGGAGCAAUGUCCCGGUCUUCGCUGGUGUCUUGGCUGCCAUCGUUGCUGUCAUCAUGGCGAUAGGCAUACUAGUCUUUCGUUGGAAACUGCAACUAAAAGCUACGAUGUUUCCUUCCGGAAACUUAUGGUUACCAAAGCCCAAGACCCACGGCAGGUGGGAUGUCGAGAUCCCUGUAGAGCAAAGUCUGGGUACCGGUUCUUCACCAAGUCACACAAUCCAAGUGCCACAUGAUGCAGAAAUACAUGACCAGCCGGUCACACUGGAGUCCACAACCUUUCGUCCUGGGUGUCGCCGGUACUGGACUCGAACCCCACCAGCAGUGAGCGGAGGUGCGGCCCCAGAGAAGUUUUGCCGCCAGCCAACAUCAGUCAAUCAUCGCUGGCUCUUGUCAACGGGUAUUUUACACCAACAGUCGGCGAAAACGACUCGGCGGGUGCCUCGACACAAUCACCAUGCAAUGACUCUCGUGCAAACCGUACAGGCUCUGAAAACAAGUCCUCAAUGUCUGCUGAGUACUGCACAGUUCAACCUGUCGCCCACCCCGCGAGUCAGACAGUCGAAGUCGAAACCCAGCGUCAGAUCAACGAUCGCGGAGCAGAAGGAGGGUCAGACAAUAAAGAGGACACGGUACGCGAGUCAUCGUCCCCCCAGAGGCGAAAGGUCAGGAGCUCAAACACGGACCGUCCUCUGGACCAGCAGGUGCUGUCGCUGGAGACCUGUUUGCUGCAAGUGCGACGCGGGCAUCAACAACACCAUGGAGCUACAACCUCUAACGGUGCGAUCGAAACCAUCGCUACAUGGUGGAUACAUAUCGGAGUCAUCUUUGUGUAAGUCAUAUGAUGUCAAGAUAAAUAACAUUCCACGUAAUGGAUACGUGUCGCAUCACUUCCCACUGCUUCACAAAAUUUUUUUAGAAAUGAGGCGGUAGAGGGCUGUACCGAGGUAAGUGCGAGGGUACAGAACUCUCCCAAAACAUUGGACUGCAGCCCAGAGAUCGUGACGAUGAGCGGGCUGUAGCUAGCGACUCACCACGUGACGUUCGCAACUCUCGAAGUGACGUUGAAAGAUCUGAAUACCUUGUCUUAGACAAUACUGUUGCUGACAAAAAGACUCACUCAUCAUAUAAUACAACGACACCUGGUGCGGACGCAGUUCCUAAUGCCCAGGGC